Messenger RNA from Stylonychia lemnae, 774 nucleotides. The record is from the annotation of a GenBank genome assembly. Lineage: Eukaryota; Ciliophora; Spirotrichea; Sporadotrichida; Oxytrichidae.
AUGCUAAGGCAAGAAUUGUUUCCAUACUUAGAAUAUUAAGAUGCAAUAAAACUACUUCAGAUUUCAAAGAUCGUUAGUUAGGUCAUUAGUGAGCAUUUCAGUUUGUGGAUGAAUCAUGCUUCCUUGAUUGCAAAUAAGCUCCACAUCGACUACGAUGAACUCUUGCAAUUCAAUUCAUUCCAAGAUUUUAAAGAAGCGCAAAAACUGUAAAAGGUAAAUGAGACUGAGCAUACCUACAGAAGAUUUUAUUAAGGCAAAAAUGAAAUUUUAGCUUAUGCUGGAGGCAUGUGGGCUUGGAAACUUGACGAAAGGUACUAUGAUAUAGAAGAUAGAACUGAUAGUACUUUUGGUUAGAAGGUUAGCCAUUUGAAAUCAGUAUGUUGGUUUGAUCCAUGGGCACUAGCAGAGAGAGUAAUUCCUGGGAUAUACGACUUAUUUAUCAUCCAUGGAGUAAAGAGUUCGCCAUAAAGAAGACAUGGUAUGAUGGAUUAGGCUACUCUCUUUGUUGAAUAAGUAGAAAAUGAAACAUUUAGAGAAAUUUUCAAAAUAGAUAGCUUUAUCCCAAAAGAAAUGUAUUUGAAAAUGCCUUAGGACAGACUUAUUAGAACUCUUCUUUGUAGAUUAGAUUUGACUAAAAAUUAGAGUGAAUGCUACAUAAAAUUGAGAUUCUUCCAUAAUAAUGGAAACUGGAAAUCAGAUUAUUUAUUUGAAGGAUUUGCGCUUGUUUUAGUUAGACCUUAAUAGGUUGAUUCAUAAUCUCAAUAGAUUUAAUGA